AUCCAAUCACAGAGGGGUGUCACUGACUGCACAGGUGAACUGAAUCAGGCCUUCACAGUAUAAGAGCUGCCUGCUCAAACAAACUCUUCAGUCAAGCCUAUCAAGCUGAUAUUUUACUAUUGCUGGCCUGCACAUCAUCUAACAGAGACCUGCUAUCAUGUCUGGCCGUGGAAAGAAGGUGGGUGCUGCUGCUUCCAAGCGCAAGGCCACAGUGUCCAGGUCGACCAGGGCAGGCCUCCAGUUUCCCGUGGGCCGUGUUGCUUGCCUGCUGAAAAAGGGGAACUACGCACCGAGGGUGGGAACUGGGGCUGCAGUCUACCUCGCUUCAGUGCUGGAGUACCUGAGCGCUGAGGUGCUGGAGUUGGCAGGCAAUGCCAGCAGAGACAACAAGAAGCACCGCAUUGCUCCACGACACAUACAGCUGGCUGUGAGGAACGACGAGGAGCUGAACGCGCUGCUGGGUAGCGUCACCAUCUCUGAGGGAGGUGUGCUGCCCAACAUCCAGGCCCAGCUGCUGCCCAAGAAAACAAAGGCUUCCAGAGAUGCUGCUGACAGCAGUAAAGAGGUCCAGUCUCAGGAGUUUUAGACCUUGAAUAUAUAUGUAUCUUUAUUGCCACUUGUUUUAAAUUUAUUUUUUUAUUGAAUAAAGGUUUUUUAAAAAGGAA
Astyanax mexicanus (Mexican tetra) is the source of this 665-nucleotide messenger RNA. RefSeq names its product late histone H2A.2.2. The record is from RefSeq and is a predicted model, not a curated record. The transcript is spliced from 2 exons. Gene Ontology annotation, molecular function: structural constituent of chromatin; protein heterodimerization activity; DNA binding. Lineage: Eukaryota; Metazoa; Chordata; Actinopteri; Characiformes; Acestrorhamphidae. Gene Ontology annotation, cellular component: nucleosome. The coding region runs from base 158 to 586 and encodes 142 amino acids.